This is a messenger RNA of Procambarus clarkii (red swamp crayfish), 3204 nucleotides long. The record is from RefSeq and is a predicted model, not a curated record. NCBI's taxonomy places the organism in Eukaryota, Metazoa, Arthropoda, Malacostraca, Decapoda, Cambaridae.
AUGUCUCCCGGUGGAGGUGCGCCCUGCGUGACGGAGAUGUCUCCCGGUGGAGGUGCGCCCUGCGUGACGGAGAUGUCUCCCGGUGGAGCAGCAGUUGAUCAGAACUACCACCACCGGCUCUCAAGUGGUCGAUACCUGCCUUGUGCCUACCAUGUCAAGGUUUUGGGAAUCAGUGUCACCUUGGCCGGGUCUCAGACCAGGUAUGCUGGUGGACCAGUCAACCGGACUGAACGCUGGUGCAUGCAGUCCGAUGUAGAACUCACAGUCCGGUUACAACCUGUACACGUGGGCAAGCAUGGAGGCAAGCAUGGAGGCAAGCAUAGAGACAAGUAUGGAGGCAAGCAUAGAGGCAAGUAUGGAGGCAAGCAUGGAGGCAAGCAUAGAGACAAGUAUGGAGGCAAGCAUAGAGGCAAGCAUGGAGGCAAGCAUAGAGGCAAGCAUAGAAGCAAGCAUGGAGGCAAGCAUAGAGACAAGUAUGGAGGCAAGCAUAGAGACAAGUAUGGAGGCAAGCAUAGAGACAAGUAUGGAGGCAAGCAUAGAGACAAGUAUGGAGGCAAGCAUAGAGACAAGCAUGGAGGCAAGCAUAGAGGCAAGCAUAGAAGCAAGCAUAGAGGCAAGCAUAGAGGCAAGCAUAGAGGCAAGCAUAGAGACAAGUAUGGAGGCAAGCAUAGAGGCAAGCAUAGAGACAAGCAUAGAGGCAAGCAUAGAGACAAGUAUGGAGGCAAGCAUAGAGACAAGCAUAGAGACAAGCAUAGAGACAAGCAUAGAGACAAGUAUGGAGGCAAGCAUAGAGACAAGUAUGGAGGCAAGCAUAGAGGCAAGCAUAGAGACAAGCAUAGAGACAAGCAUAGAGACAAGCAUAGAGGCAAGCAUAGAGACAAGUAUGGAGGCAAGCAUAGAGACAAGCAUAGAGGCAAGCAUAGAGACAAGUAUGGAGGCAAGCAUAGAGACAAGCAUAGAGGCAAGCAUAGAGACAAGUAUGGAGGCAAGCAUAGAGACAAGUAUGGAGGCAAGCAUAGAGACAAGUAUGGAGGCAAGCAUAGAGACAAGUAUGGAGGCAAGCAUAGAGACAAGCAUAGAGACAAGCAUAGAGACAAGUAUGGAGGCAAGCAUAGAGACAAGUAUGGAGGCAAGCAUAGAGACAAGCAUAGAGACAAGCAUAGAGACAAGUAUGGAGGCAAGCAUAGAGACAAGUAUGGAGGCAAGCAUAGAGACAAAGACAAGUAUGGAGGCAAGCAUAGAGACAAGUAUGGAGGCAAGCAUAGAGACAAGUAUGGAGGCAAGCAUAGAGACAAGUAUGGAGGCAAGCAUAGAGACAAGCAUAGAGACAAGCAUAGAGACAAGUAUGGAGGCAAGCAUAGAGGCAAGUAUAGAGGCAAGCAUAGAGACAAGUAUGGAGGCAAGCAUAGAGGCAAGUAUGGAGGCAAGCAUAGAGACAAGUAUAGAGACAAGCAUAGAGACAAGUAUGGAGGCAAGCAUAGAGACAAGUAUGGAGGCAAGCAUAGAGACAAGUAUGGAGGCAAGCAUAGAGACAAGUAUGGAGGCAAGCAUAGAGGCAAGUAUGGAGGCAAGCAUAGAGACAAGUAUGGAGGCAAGCAUAGAGGCAAGUAUGGAGGCAAGCAUAGAGACAAGUAUGGAGGCAAGCAUAGAGGCAAGCAUAGAGACAAGCAUAGAGACAAGUAUGGAGGCAAGCAUAGAGACAAGUAUGGAGGCAAGCAUAGAGACAAGUAUGGAGGCAAGCAUAGAGGCAAGUAUGGAGGCAAGCAUAGAGGCAAGUAUGGAGGCAAGCAUAGAGACAAGUAUGGAGGCAAGCAUAGAGACAAGUAUGGAGGCAAGCAUAGAGGCAAGUAUGGAGGCAAGCAUAGAGACAAGUAUGGAGGCAAGCAUAGAGGCAAGCAUAGAGGCAAGCAUAGAGACAAGUAUGGAGGCAAGCAUAGAGACAAGUAUGGAGGCAAGCAUAGAGGCAAGUAUGGAGGCAAGCAUAGAGACAAGUAUGGAGGCAAGCAUAGAGGCAAGCAUAGAGGCAAGCAUGGAGGCAAGCAUAGAGACAAGUAUGGAGGCAAGCAUAGAGACAAGUAUGGAGGCAAGCAUAGAGACAAGUAUGGAGGCAAGCAUAGAGACAAGUAUGGAGGCAAGCAUAGAGGCAAGCAUAGAGACAAGUAUGGAGGCAAGCAUAGAGACAAGUAUGGAGGCAAGCAUAGAGACAAGUAUGGAGGCAAGCAUGGAGGCAAGCAUAGAGGCAAGUAUGGAGGCAAGCAUAGAGACAAGUAUGGAGGCAAGCAUAGAGACAAGUAUGGAGGCAAGCAUAGAGACAAGUAUGGAGGCAAGCAUAGAGGCAAGCAUAGAGACAAGUAUGGAGGCAAGCAUAGAGACAAGUAUGGAGGCAAGCAUAGAGACAAGUAUGGAGGCAAGCAUGGAGGCAAGCAUAGAGGCAAGUAUGGAGGCAAGCAUAGAGACAAGUAUGGAGGCAAGCAUAGAGGCAAGUAUGGAGGCAAGCAUAGAGACAAGUAUGGAGGCAAGCAUAGAGACAAGUAUGGAGGCAAGCAUAGAGGCAAGCAUAGAGACAAGUAUGGAGGCAAGCAUAGAGACAAGUAUGGAGGCAAGCAUAGAGGCAAGCAUGGAGGCAAGCAUAGAGGCAAGCAUGGAGGCAAGCAUAGAGGCAAGCAUAGAAGCAAGCAUGGAGGCAAGCAUAGAGGCAAGCAUGGAGGCAAGCAUAGAGACAAGUAUGGAGGCAAGCAUAGAGGCAAGCAUGGAGGCAAGCAUAGAGGCAAGCAUAGAAGCAAGCAUGGAGGCAAGCAUAGAGGCAAGCAUAGAGGCAAGCAUAGAGGCAAGCAUGGAGGCAAGCAUGGAGGCAAGCAUGGAGGUUCACAUCGUGCCCCUGAUUGUGCAUAUGGCAUCUCUACUCUGAACUGGGUCUAUUGUGCAUAUUCCUACUCGCAUACCCCACUCAAGCAACCGGUUGACCAGACCACGGCGACAGUGGUCCUAGGGGACCAACUCAAGGGCCCUAGGGACCACCUCAAGGGUCCUAGGGACCAACUCAAGGGCCCUAGAGACCACCUCAAGGGUCCUAGGGACCAACUCAAGGGCCCUAGGGACCACCUCAAGGGUCCUAGGGACCAACUCAAGGGUCCUAGGGACCACCUCAAGGGUCCUAGGGACCACCUCAAGGAAACUCAGGAAACUGUCCGUGUCUCACCUUGA